GAUAUGUCUGUUACAAAUGAACCGAAAGACGAAAUCGUACAGUUCGUGUUUUUCAAGACUGCCGGUGAUAUUCCGGUAGAUUUGUUUCAGCAAUCUUGGAUUGCAGCAGCUGAAGAGUUUUACGCUCGUGGCGUUAGUAAAGUAAUCUUCUCUGAGAAACUAGCGCUAAAUGGAGAUUUAAGUCCUUAUAGAUUUAUUUCAAAGAAUUUCUGGGCAUCACUGGAGGCAUUCAACUGUUCGUUUCCCAAAGGGUUGCCAUCCCCGAGUAGUAGAGGACAUGUGACUGUCUCACAGGCUGGAAUAUUCAAGCUGGAACAUAUGGUUAAGGCAGAUGGUUCCAAGGUUUUACUUGAUUCCAUCUACAAAGCUGGUUUUAAAGUUAUGACAAUGAUUCCUCUCUGUGACCAGUCUUUGCCGAAAGAAACUGUUUUAGAAUAUGCUGAUUUUCUUGUCAGCUUGAAAGGUUUUGAGACUCUAGGUGUCUAUGGGCUCAACAGAAGUUCUGAUCCACACAAAGAAUGGCUGUAUGAAUGGAUUAUUGAAGCCAUUUUCAAUUCUAUUAACACUACUCCAGAAUCAGUCCUCAAGGAUUUGAUGAACUGUCCAAGGGCAAAUGCAAAAUGGGAGAAAAGCAUUCACGAGAAUUACAUGCAGAUGGUUGCAUCUUGA
Molecule: messenger RNA, 669 nt
Organism: Pocillopora damicornis (cauliflower coral)
Lineage: Eukaryota; Metazoa; Cnidaria; Anthozoa; Scleractinia; Pocilloporidae
Source: RefSeq, a predicted model, not a curated record